CAACCGAAACAAACAUUCCACAAACAUGGUGGCUUGUGAAGUCGUUUGAUAUAACUUUCUUGUACAACUAAACUUGUAGAUUUUAAUUCAGUGAAGCAAACGUAAAAAUGUUUGUGUAUUUAAGUAAAAAGAUUGCCAUUCCGAACAACACCAAACUGCGAUGUGUAUCGUGGAACAACGAGCAAGGCUUCAUAGCGUGUGGUGGAGAGGACGGGCUCCUGAAGGUUCUCAAACUGGAAACCCAGACAGGUAAAGAUGUGAAGGUGAAAGGCCUCGCUGCUCCCAGCAACCUGUCGAUGAACCAGUCCUUAGAGGGACACAGUGGAGCUGUGCAGUGUGUCACGUGGAAUGAACAGUAUCAGAAGUUGACCACCAGUGACCAGUACGGACUUAUCAUUGUGUGGAUGCUCUACAAAGGAUCCUGGUACGAAGAGAUGAUUAACAACCGGAACAAGUCCGUUGUUCGUGGAAUGAAAUGGAACGCUGAAGGGCAAAAAAUAUGCAUUGUUUAUGAAGACGGUGCGGUGAUUGUGGGCUCGGUGGACGGAAACCGAAUCUGGGGGAAAGAGCUGAAGGCAAUGCAGCUGUCCAAUGUUGAGUGGUCACCGGAUGGUAAGAAGAUUCUGUUUGGAAUGGUUAAUGGCGAAGUUCACAUCUUCGACAACACUGGCAACUUUAUUACCAAGCUGCAGGUAUACUGCCUAGCGAACGUGAGUGGUGCUAUCCACAUUGCGGGCAUGGUGUGGUACAAUGGGACGUUCGGAUACGUCGAGCCGAACUGCCCCUCACUGGCGCUGUGCUUCGACAACGGACGAUGUCAGAUCAUGAGACACGAAGUGGAUGAAAAUCCGGUGUUGAUCGACACGGGAAUGCGGGUGUGUGACAUCGCGUGGAACCACUCCGGCUCUGUUCUAGCAGUUGCAGGCUCCCAGCCAUCGAUCGGGCAGGAGAAGGAAGCCAACAAUGUCCAGUUCUACACACCUUUCGGAGAGCACCUACGGACACUGAAGCUUCCUGGUAAAUCGAUGUGCUCGUGUUCGUGGGAAGGUGGAAGUCUUAGAAUCGCAUUGGCCGUCGACUCCUUCAUCUACUUCGCAAACAUACGACCCGACUAUAAGUGGGGAUACUGCUCAAACACGGUGGUUUAUUCCUUUACAAAGCCAGACCGCCAAGAACACUGCGUCAUUUUCUGGGACACGAAGAACAACGAGAAAUAUGUCAAGUAUGUGAAGAAUCUAAUUGGGGUUACGACAUACGGAGACUAUUGUUGCUUAGCAACUAAAGCUGAAGAAGGCGUGGGACAGUAUGUUCUUGUGUUGUGUAACUCGAUUGGGACUCCGCUUGACUCGAAGUACAUCGAGAUGGAGCCGGUGUUCCUGACGAUGACGAAGAACCACAUCAUCGCUGCGUCCAGGGAGGUCUUCUACACCUGGCAGUUCAAAAACCCCAAGAAACUCGCCAGUCUAGAGAUGGUCACCAAGAGAAAGGUUGGAGCAGAGCGUUUGUUUCACGUGGACGACAUGCCGUCAGGAACUGCCCCACCUGAGGAGAUCGACUUCAGUAAAGCAUUCAGUACUUCUGAGGAUUCAAUUUGCUGCAUAUGUGCUUCAGACAAAGUUCUUAUGGUGGGUCGUGAGUCAGGCAUAUUGAACCGCUACUCAAUGCCGAUCGUAGCCCUGACUCACAAGUACAACUUAACCUGUCGACCUCACCAACUCUCACUCAACUGUACGUCGAGUCGACUUGCUAUCAUUGACACGUCGGGUGUGUUGAACUUCUUUGACCUGAACACACGUGUCGCAGAUAAGAACGGGAAGGAGGUGAUCGGUGAGCAGCUCAAGUUUGAGCGGAAGGACGUGUGGGACAUGCAAUGGGCCGACGACAACCCGGAACUGUUCUCGAUGAUGGAAAAAACAAGAAUGUACAUCUUCCGAAAUCUCGAUCCAGAGCCUAUUCUCAGCAGUGGUUACAUUUGGAAAUAUUUAACGAUCCUGCUAGAUCACGACUCCGUUCUGCUGGAUGAGAUUAUGAAAGAUCUAGCUAAUCCUUUGAAAAAGUGUCAUUAAACUAACAUUUCUUUUCUUGUGCAGUCUUUACGUGACACCCGGGACCUGUUGGACAAAGUCGGCAUCGCGGACGCACAGCAGUUCAUUGAAGACAAUCCCCACCCCAGGCUGUGGCGUCUGCUUGCGGAGUCUGCUCUGGAGCAGCUCAAUCUGAAAGUGGCCGAGACAGCAUUUGUCAAGUGUCAGGACUACCAGAGUAUCGAGUUUGUUAAGCGGCUCGGAAACCUGCAGAGUGAGACGAUGAAACAGGCCGAGAUCGCAGCCUACUUCAAGAGGUUCGAAGAGGCAGAACGCAUGUACCUCGAUAUGGACAGAAGGGACUUGGCUGUGAAUCUGCGUAAGAAGCUGGGCGACUGGUUCCGGGUGGUUCAGCUUCUGAAGACUGGUGCGGGCGGCGAUGACCUACAGCUGGAGGAGGCGUGGAACGCCAUCGGGGACUAUUACGCUGAUCGACAGAAGUGGCAGCAAGCUCUGACAUACUACAUCCAGGGUCGGAACCAGGAGCGGCUGGCCGAGUGUUACUAUAUGCUAGAGGAGUACGCUGGUCUCGAGAAGCUGGUGAAUGCUCUGCCUGAAAACCACAAACUGUUACCGGAUAUAGCAGCCAUGUUUGUGAGUGUUGGGAUGUGUAAACAAGCUGUUGAAGCAUUUAUUAGGUGUAAUCACAUAAAGGAUGCGAUCGACACGUGUGUCCAUCUGAACCAGUGGAACCAGGCAAUCGAACUGGCGAAGAAACACAACGUCCACGAGAUUGACACGCUGCUGGCCAAGUACGCCCAGCACCUGCUGGAGAAAAACAAAACGGUCCACGCCAUCGAGCUGUACAGGAAGGCCGGGCACUACUUUGACGCUGCCAAGCUCCUCUAUAAGGUUGCCAACGAACAGGCGAAGAAGGGCUGCAAGCCUCUUCAUCUGAAGAAGAUGUACGUGUUGGCGGGACUGCUCAUUGAGCAGUAUCACGAGUCCAUGAAGAUGACGUCGCGCACCAAGACCAAAGUGGGAGGCAAACGAGCGGCGGGCGCGGAGGCCACGUCUGCCCUGGCUGGUUUCCUGGAGGAGGACGUGUUUGCGGUGACAGACACGAAGUUGAUUGACAGCGCGUGGCGCGGCGCCGAGGCAUAUCACUUCUACAUUAUGUGUCAGCGACAGCUACAUCAAGGUUAUGUAGAAGCAGCCAUGAGGACAGCUCUUCAACUGAGAGACUACGAAGACGUCAUUUCUGCCGUCGAUAUUUACUCUCUACUCGCCCUAGCGGCCUGUGCUAACCGUGCAUUUGGUACCUGUUCUAAGGCGUUCAUCAAACUUGAGUCUCUGGAUUCCAUAUCAAAAGAACAGCGCGAUGUCUACCAGGAACUGGCUCUUGAGAUUUUCACCAAACACAGUCCUAAAGAUAGUCAUACGAACAUGGUGGAAUGCACUACUUGCGGUUCAUCCAUCCCGGACUGGUCGAACGCGUGUGCGGAGUGUGACAACAAGUUCUCUGUGUGCAUCGUGACUGGCCGCCCCAUCAUGGAAUACCAGUACUGGCAGUGUAGCCACUGCAAACACUGCGCCAUCGAAACCGAGAUCAGCCAGCGCCAGACCUGUCCCCUCUGUCACAUGAAAAUAGGACCCUGAGUCAGAGACUGACGUUUUGUGUAUUCAUCAGCCAGUCCCAGACCUGCCCCCUCUGUCACAUGAAAAUAGGUCGGGAGACGAGAGUCUUCUACAUUUAUCCGAAAUUCCCGAUUUUUAAUCAUCAGUACAGUGUUUCUGGGGGUUUUCUGCCAUUUGUCCAAAAUUUACCACAUUUUCCGUCCAAAAAAGUUACAAUACAGUUUCGGCUGCUAAUUAAAUUUGUAAAAUUCUGAAGUGGUGGUGGAGGUAGGGGGAUAGUGGGUCUAA
Gigantopelta aegis is the source of this 3950-nucleotide messenger RNA. RefSeq names its product WD repeat-containing protein 35-like. Gene Ontology annotation, molecular function: protein binding. Gene Ontology annotation, biological process: intraciliary retrograde transport; protein localization to cilium; non-motile cilium assembly. The record is from RefSeq and is a predicted model, not a curated record. Gene Ontology annotation, cellular component: intraciliary transport particle A; non-motile cilium. Lineage: Eukaryota; Metazoa; Mollusca; Gastropoda; Neomphalida; Peltospiridae.